This is a messenger RNA of Paracoccidioides lutzii Pb01, 165 nucleotides long. RefSeq lists its product as hypothetical. The transcript is spliced from 2 exons. The coding region runs from base 1 to 165 and encodes 54 amino acids. The record is from RefSeq and is a predicted model, not a curated record.
AUGGAGACUGGAGGGCCGUUUGAAAUGGAGGUUGUAGGUCUCAUGGGAUAUGUAAAAUGGAGAGCAAAAGCGGCGCAGACAACAACCAAAACUUGCGAUGUAGGGACCAAGAAGGCCAAUCACAAAAUAAACAAGGGAUAUCAGGGGACAUCAGAUGAGUUGUGA